GUGCGCAUCCUGGCGCUGGGGUUUUCCAUAUUGCUCUUCGCGCACUGGGACGCGUGCCUGCUCUACCUGUCCGCGCGUCUGAAGGACUUCGACGCGGAUCGCACCUGGGUCGGGUUCCUGGGCCUGCAGCACCGGCCCAAGUCCGUCCAGUACCUCUACGCCGUCUUCAAGGCCUACUCCCACAUGCUCUGCAUCGGCUACGGCGUCGCCAUGCCCCUGAGCACGGUGGAGGUCGUGCUGACGACGCUGUCGAUGCUUUUGGGCGCCGCGCUCUUCGCGGGCAUCAUCGGCUCGCUGACGGCCUUCAUGAUGAGUCUGGACUCGCCGUCGGCCAAGUACGAG
Molecule: messenger RNA, 342 nt
Organism: Aureococcus anophagefferens
Lineage: Eukaryota; Pelagophyceae; Pelagomonadales; Pelagomonadaceae
Exons: 1
Source: RefSeq, a predicted model, not a curated record